CUACAGGAUUUAGGACUAGGAUGCUCUUCAGUCGUUCUAUGGUGGGCAUUAUUUGUUUGCAUAAUAAUUCCUUGGACUGAAGGCUCGCUUCAGUUUUAGUGGGCCGGCCCUGAUGUCAGCCGGCUGGUUGGCUGCUGGACCAGCGGACAGUGCAGCAGCAGGACACACACACACACACACACACACACACACACACACACACACACACACACACACACACACACACACACCAUGUCUGCACGCUUCACUAUUAAUACUGCAGCCUCGCACUGCUCUCUCUCUGCAUGAACUGGACGCUGGAGGACAAAGGCGGAUUAAACGCCCAAAUUUAACAUACCCCCCUCCUCGUCCUUUUCCUCUGGGAUGGAUUGAUGAAGAGCGAUAAAGCACGCGCCAGAGAAGGAAAGUGGGGGGACUGCAGCACAAGCAGGGUCUGGAUGAAUAACCAUGGCAACAGCAGCAGCAGCAGCAGCAGUGGCGGCGACAGUACAAGCGGACAUAUAAACAUUGCACAGGAGCGCAUCCAUCUGCAUCUACUCACUCGAUCAUCUCACUUCCUGGAUCACUGCUAAGGGAGGUGAUGAGUCGGACCACAUCAUGUCUGAAGUACAGGGCACACUGGAGUUUUCCGUAGAGUUGCACAAGUUUCACAAUGUGGAUCUUUUCCAAAGAGGGUUCUACCAGGUCCGAUCAGGAUUAAAGGUCUCCCCCCGGGUGCCCCACAGGGUGAUAGUGACCACUCAAGAUAAUGCAGGAGGCGAAUGCAGCUUCAGCUCCCCGGGCGUUUACGACGGCACGGCGUUCAGCCGGAUAUUUCAGAUCCUUUACAGAAAUGAGGACAUCACGGUGAACGACUGCGUGAUCUUCAAAGUGCACCUGCUAUUGGACGGAGACAGGGUAGAGGAGGCCCUCAGCGAGGUGGACUUUCAGUUGAAGCUGGAUCUUCACUUCACUGACAACGAGCAACAGCUGGCAGACAUGGUGGCCGUCCCGUUGAUCAGCAGUCGCACCCUCAACCUCCACUUCCACCCGCAGCGAGGCCUGCACCAUCAUGUUCCUGUCAUGUUUGACUACUUCCACCUGUCCGUCGUUUCCGUUUCCAUCCACGCCUCACUGGUUGCCUUACAUCAGCCGCUAAUCAGCUUUGCUCGCACAGGAAAGGGGUCCUGGCUGGGAAAAGGUUCUGCAGAGAGCACCAAUGAUCCAUCUGCAGUCUCAGUGGAGAACCUUGUGUUUGGAGCAGGCUACUGUAAGCCCAUCAUCUCGGAGGGGAGUUUUUAUGUGCCCAGCGAGGACUGCCUGCAGAGAGCUCACGUGUGGCAUCGAAGGCUCUGUCGCCUCCUGCUGGCCGCCCAUGGUGCUGUGAGAAGAUACUACACUGCGCUGAUGAAGGAGGUCCCUCAGCUGGAGCACAUGUCAGACGACACAGAAGUCCUGCCUAUUGAAGAAACACUCAAUCAACUCACAAUCGAGUUACAGCUGCAGGACAGCCCAGAGAAGGUGGCGGAGCAGAUCAGCAGAGAUGUUGCUCACCUGUGCUCACAGUUGGCCCUUUUAUGGAGUUUCUUCCUGGAGAAAGUUGUGUUCAAUCCUCACAUCCUCUCUUAUUUGGCCCAGGAACAUCACACACUCAGGGUGAGGAGAUUUUCUGAGGCGUAUUUCUUCACCGCACAUCCCAAAGAAACAUCUCUAACGUUCCAAGAGGAGCUCAUCAGCAGACAAGGUGAAGUAGCAGCAGAAGUGCGAGGCUCCGACUACCUGGCCAAGUUGCCUCCUCUGCCUGUGGAGUGUUUGGACAUCGAUGGCGACUGCAGCAGCCUGCCCAUCAUCUUUGAGGACCGAUACGUGGACUCUACUCAAGCAGCAGAAGUAGUUAUGCCGACGUGCGAGGACCAGACUCUGUGGGAUCCUGCAGCCAAGAGGAGAGAGGCGUGUCCUGAAGACGACUGCAUGGACCUGACCACUUACGUGUCGCUCAUCGCCCAGCAGAGCGCAGUGUCAGUCACAGACCACCAGGACUCAGAGGACAGCUGUGGUCCUCAGGCUCUCAGACAUUCUUGCAGAAGUGGAGGAAAGAAGAUGAUGGCUGACCUCGAGGUGAGCAUCAGCCAAAGGAGCGAGGACGAGGAGUCUUUGGUGUUAAACCGCGACAUUGAGGCAGGAAGUGUUCCUCUGGUCUGUCACCUUUCAGUCCUGUCGUCCUCCCCUGGUGCUCUCAGGAAGGACCGAGGAGGUUCUGUCCUCUCCAAGAUAAUCAAGCGCUCCUCCUCGCUCAUAUCGGACUCGGGCAUCGAGAGCGAGCCCAGCUCGGUGGCCCUGCCAGCUCGUGAGCGGGAGAUCCCCAGACACAAAGUCCUUCGGCGGCCGGUCCGCCGCAGCUCCUUGGAAGGCCUGCAGCUGGACGGCAACAUCCAAGCGUCUUUGACGUCCAUCAGCUCGCUGCCUUACGAGGACGAGCAGGGUCAAGGCGCCAAGCUGACCAAGUCCAUGUCGGCCCCGCAGAUCAGCAGCCCGGACGACGAGGACCACGUGCUCCUAGGCCAGGAUGUCCAAGUUCUACAACAACCGGAAGACUUUUCUUUGCACUCGGACAAAUCUCCGUCAUCCAGUUCAAUGACAAACUGGGGCAGUCGUCAAGGCAACAAAGACAGUCAGGGGUCCACGGAGGACCUCCGUCUUCCCCCUGACGACGACCUCGGCGUCUCGGUGGAGCAGAUCCGUCUCAGUGCCGGGAAGGAAAAUGUCCUUCAGAGAACACAACAAGGCCGCAGCAACAACUCCGGCCUGGCCUUCGUCAACAAGAAGAUGGUGGAGGUGGUCAACAUGUCCUGCGCCCCAACAUGUCUGCCCUUCUCCUCCGUCCUCAGAGACUCGCCCUCCAUCAGCGGCCUGUCCACUCGCCACACCGCCUCGCCCAUUACCCAUCAGCCACUGGGCUCCUUUGGCAUCGUCUCAACCUUCGCGAGCCACCUGGGAAUGGACGACGGAAGCAACGAACGCAUGAUCAGUUUCUCCAAGGCCAAAGAGGCUCAGUUUGAAGGCAUGAAGGACUUUGCAGGCACUUUCUACUGCGACCUUCCUGUGCUGGCCUCACAGCUUCCUUACUUCCCUCCUGAGGAGGAAGACGAGGAGUUUGAUGAUGGAAUUCACUUGGUGGUUUGUGUGCACGGCCUGGAUGGAAACAGUGCAGACCUUCGCCUGGUCAAGACCUUUAUCGAGUUAGGUCUGCCAGGAUCCAGGCUGGACUUCCUCAUGUCGGAAAGAAACCAGGUCGACACCUUUGCUGACUUUGACGCCAUGACGGACAGAUUGUUGGACGAGAUCAUCCAACACAUCCAGUUGUACAACCUCACCAUAGGGAGGAUCAGCUUCAUCGGUCACUCUCUGGGGAACAUCAUCAUCCGCUCAGUGCUGACCAGACCUCGCUUUAGAUGUUACCUGUCCAGACUGCACACCUUCCUCUCGCUGUCUGGGCCUCACCUGGGAACACUUUACAACAACAGCACCUUAGUCAGCACAGGUCUGUGGUUGAUGCAGAAGCUGAAGAAGUCAGGAUCUUUGCUCCAACUGACCUUCAGAGACCAGGUGGAUCCUCGUCACACCUUCCUUUAUCUCCUCAGUCAGAAACCAGGUCUGCAGUUCUUCAAGAACGUGGUCCUGGUGGCGUCCCCGCAGGAUCGUUAUGUUCCUUUCCACUCUGCCAGGAUAGAAAUGUGCAGAAGUGCACUGAGAGACAAAACCACAGGUCCCGUCUACACGGAGAUGAUCAACAACCUCCUGCAGCCUCUCCUGGAGGUCAAAGGUUGUCGUCUGAUUCGUCACAACGUCUUUCACGCGCUGCCAAACACGGCAAACACUUUGAUCGGCCGUGCAGCUCACAUCGCUGUUCUAGACUCGGAACUCUUCCUGGAGAAGUUCUUCCUGGUGGCAGGACUGGACUACUUUAAAUAAUCUUCAUACAAUAUACUGUAUGUACAUUAUAACAAUAUACUGUAUGUAUGUGACAUUUGUCAAGUCAUAAUACAACAUUAUGGUACAAUAUACUGUAUGUACAAUACAUUGUUAGGUUGGAGGGUUUUUUAGGAAUCAAAACAAUAUAAAAACAAGUUUGCAAAGAAAUAAAUGCCAUAAUUAGGUUCUCAACGUUGUUUUUAACAUUAGUACAUAUUCUGUUUGAAUAUAAUAUUUAAUUAUUCCUUUGAAAGAAGCAGUGACUUGUAGCCAAACAAAACAAUAUAUCAGAUAUUUCUUGCAACAUAAUAGUGCAGUGUUUCCCACACAUUCAUUUAUUUGUGGCGGCCCGCCACGAAAGAAUUACGUCCGCCACAAAUGGAUUUUUCGGCUUUUGACUCGCUCGACCGCUCAUAAAAGCAAUAAGAUUCUGUCUGUGAAUGUACCUUGUAGUUACAACUCCGGUGCAGUACAUACAUACAUAUAUAUAUAUAUAUAUAGAUAUAUACAUAUACACAUACAUAUAUACUUACAUAUACAUAUAUAUACAUACAUAUAUACUGUACAUACGUAUACAUACAUAUAUAUAUAUACAUACAUACUUACACAUAUAUACAUACAUACACAUAUAUAUAUACACAUAUACAUACAUAUAUAUAUACACACAUAUAUACAUACAUACACAUGUAUAUAUAUAUACACACAUAUAUACAUACAUACAAAUAUAUGCAUAUAAACAUACAUACACACACACAUAUAUAUAUAUAU
Nerophis lumbriciformis (worm pipefish) is the source of this 4719-nucleotide messenger RNA. Lineage: Eukaryota; Metazoa; Chordata; Actinopteri; Syngnathiformes; Syngnathidae. The record is from RefSeq and is a predicted model, not a curated record.